Messenger RNA from Panicum virgatum (switchgrass), 1224 nucleotides. RefSeq lists its product as uncharacterized. The record is from RefSeq and is a predicted model, not a curated record. Gene Ontology annotation, molecular function: enzyme inhibitor activity. The transcript has a single exon. NCBI's taxonomy places the organism in Eukaryota, Viridiplantae, Streptophyta, Magnoliopsida, Poales, Poaceae. The coding region runs from base 18 to 704 and encodes 228 amino acids.
CGUUGGCAGCGCCACCAAUGGCUCCUCACUCAUUCCCAGCCUUCGCCCUCCUCCUCCCCGCCGUACUCGUGCUCGUCGCCUUCGCCGCCAUAUCGGCCCGCGCAUCGGUGGCUACAAUUAUGCCAUCGCCUGCGCCGGCGGUGGAAGGCAGCGGGUUCCUCCAUGCGUGCUGCGCUAACACGACGAACGCGUCCACCUGCUACGACUCCCUCCUACCUCACGCAGGGUCCUUCCACGGCAACCGCGUCCUGGUCGCCCGCGCCGCCGCUAACCUCGCGUUCACGCGGCUCCGCAGCUUCCGUGAAGGGCUCCGCCGCCUCCCGCCCGGAGCCACCGGCGGCGGGCGGAUCGUGGACAGGGCGCUGCAGCUCUGCGUGUCGUCCGCCGAGGUGUCCCUCCUUAGAGAGGGCGACGCGCUGGCUGUGAUCCAGCGGCUCGAGACGGCUGCCGGCAGGGGAAGAAGGGAGCAGGCGGAGUCGGACCUCAACACCGCGAACCUGUACGUCGGCGGGAUAGGUCCCUGCGUUACGUCGUGCGUCGAUGAUGUGGAGAGCAUCGGGGACGCGGGGCGCGCGGCGCUCGCGUCGCCGGUGGGCAAGAAGGUGUUGGCCUGGGUCGCGAACGUGCGUCUUCACGGGGACAUUGCGCUGGACCUUGUAGUGCAAUCUGAACCUGAAUAUGUAGUGCAAUCUGAACCUGAAUAAUCUGUCUCCGGGUUUUUUCAGAAACAAUCUGUCUCCGGUUGAUUGAUUCUGUUCUGUUUUACUUGUACUAAAUUUUUCAGUGGUUCAUCGCCAUGCCGAUCUUACUAUCACAAUCUCUUGUCUCACUCCAACACCAUCGCCCUCCUGCUGGUGUGGCAUACUCCCCGGCAUCCACAUCGUUUAUUUCAGACUGAAUUUUCCCUAAGAUGGUGAGUCAUCCAGACAUUCAGUAGUCAGUGCUCAAACUUUCUUCGAUGGAAAUGUCAUUUCUUCGACUCCGUGUUGUUCCCAUUUGAUCCAUUCAUGCUUGGAUGGAAGAGAAAAACAAUCUGGUUUCAGAUUUGAUGCAGUGGGAAUUGGCCAGUGGCUCCUUCCGCGGCAACCGCGUCCUGGUCGCCCGCGCCGCCGGUCGGCAAGCAGUUGGUGGCCUGGGCGGCAAAAAAGUUCGUCCUCACGGGGACAUUGCACUAACCUUGUUUCUUCCAUGAACUCUGAAUGUACUGCAAUCUGAACAUGUGUC